AUGCAUGUAUUCUACCACAGACACUGGUGUGAGCACACGGUGCAGGAGAAAGCGGAGCGAGUCCUGUCCCCACGUCUGCAGCUUGAAGUGAGCUGCUCAGAAGUGUAUCAGUAUAACACUGAAGCCUGGAGGCUGGAUGUGGACAGGAUGCGAGUCAAGCACGGAGGCGAUGAUGGCAUUGCACUGUACUACAAACAACAGGGCCCCAAGGCAACCUGUUACAUGUACAAACCUCCAGAGAUGGAGACGCAGACUGUGAACAAGACAGUGAGGGUGUGUUGUGAAGGCUGGGGAGGACCACGUUGCUCUGAGGGUGUGGGUGUGCGUGGUCAGUGUUUCUCUACGUGGAGUUGUGAGGAAUUCCCUGGAGUUCACAACUCCUCCCUGAUGCCCAUGGAGCAGUGCUGCAGCAGCCUGUGGGGUCUAAGCUGGAGGAAUGCCUCGGACCAGACCUGCCUGUCUUGCACGUACACUCUCCUUCCUGACUCCCAGUUCUCUCCUCUGGUGCGUGGUGGUCUGCUGGGUAGCGUCAGGUUGCCUCAGAGUUCGGCCACAUGCAUGUCCUGGGGUGGAGCCCACUUCCGCACUUUUGACAGAAAGCACUUCCACUUUCAGGGCAGCUGCACUUACCUGCUGGCCUCAUCUACUGAUGGCACCUGGGCUGUCUACAUCAGUACAGUCUGUGACGGGAGAAGACGCUGCAGUAAGGCUUUGAGGACAAUGCUUGGUCUAGAUUUGGUCACCAUUCGACACAAGAACUUAACGCUGAACAACCAGCCUGUCCCAAAUGGAGAACCCCUCUUCCAAAAUGGAGUGAGUGUUCACUGGCUCGGGGACUUUGUGUUUGUGGAGAGCGGUCUGGGAGUUAGACUGAAGUUUGACCUGAGCAGCACAGUCUAUUUGACAGUGACUGCUGAGCACCUUGCUGCCACCAGGGGGCUCUGUGGAGUCUACAACAACAAUGCUGAUGAUGACUUCACCACAAUGGGUGGGACUGUGUCCCAGUACGCUGCCAGCUUCGGCAACUCAUGGAAAGUUCCAGACCAGCAGAAUGAAGGCUGCAGUGAUGCAGCUGAGCUUGGUCACAGCUGUGAUGUCUCAGGAGACCCGGCACUACGCAGGCAUGCAGAGUCUGUGUGUCACCGACUGCUGGCAGACCCCUUCACACACUGUCACCUCCGGGUGGACCCAGCAGCGUACGUAGACACCUGUCUCUACCUGUAUUGUAGCCUACCUCCCAGAGAGAGGGACUCCGCAGUGUGUGACACCCUGGCCAGCUACACCCGCGAGUGUGCCCAACAACACGUCAUAAUUAUGUGGAGGACAGCAGCUCUGUGUGGUCGUGUCUGUCCCAGAGAUCAGGUAUUUUCAGACUGCGUGUCCUCCUGUCCCCCCAGUUGUGCGUCUCCUCAGCACACAGGUCCUGCAGCCAUGGGGCAGUGCAGGGACGAGUGUGUGGGGGGCUGUGAGUGUCCACCAGGCCUCUACCUUCACCAAGGACUCUGUCUGCAAAGAGACGAUUGUCCUUGCUUCCAUCGCAGAAGCACCUACAAAUCAGGGGACAGGAUACAGCAGAGAUGCAACACCUGUGUGUGCAGAGCAGGCCAGUGGCAGUGUACUGGGGAGAAGUGUGCAGCACAGUGCAGCCUGAUGGGGGCGCUACAGGUGACCACUUUUGACAAAAAGAGGUAUUCACUGCAGGGAGGAGACUGUCUGUUCACUGCUGUAGAGGACUUUAUUGACAGGAAGCUGGUGGUGAGUGUGCGCAGUGGGGAGUGUACAGCAGGAGGAGGUGGAGGAGGCCUUGGUUGUAUGAGGGAGAUCUUGGUUACAGCACUCCGCACCACUGUCACCAUCACAGACACUGGUACAGUGACACUAAAUGGACAGAAGGAGUCAUUACCUGUGGUGACGGGGGACCUGGUUGUACGUAGGGCCUCCUCGUCAUUUCUCCUCAUCCAGACUUUUGGAGCCCAGCUGUUGUUGCACUUAGAUGGACCUUUGUUGCUCAUCACACUGCAACCUGGCUUUGCACACAAGGUGCGUGGCCUGUGUGGAACGUUAACCUGGAACCAGCAUGAUGACUUCACCACACCAGAAGGAGACGUGGAGAGCAGUGUUUCAUCCUUUGCAGGGAAAUUCACAACAGAGCGCUGUGCCCUACCUAAAGGGGCUCCAUCAGAUCCCUGCACCACCUACACCCAGAGGAGACAAUAUGCAGAGACUGUGUGCUCCAUCAUACACAGUCCUAUCUUUCAGGUGUGUCAUGACGUCGUGGAGAGGGAGCCCUAUUAUCGUCUCUGUCUGUCGGAGGUUUGUGGCUGCCAUCCACAGAAAGCCUGUCAUUGCAACAUCCUCACCGCCUACACCCGACACUGUGCACAAGAAGGAGCUACCAUCCACUGGCGAAAUCAAACCUUCUGCCCGGUCCAGUGUUCAGGAGGUCAGGUAUACAAGGAGUGUGGUCGUGCCUGUGGUGGCUCCUGUUCCGAGGGUUGGAGCUGCGAUGAUGAAGGUGUUGGAGUGGGUAUGAGGAUGUGUAUCCCAGGUUGCCAGUGCCCAACAGGACUAGUGCAGGACCACCAGGGCCAAUGUGUACCCAUCAGUAUGUGCCCCUGUGUGCAAGGAGACAAGACGUACCAGUCUGGUGCUGUUAUUAAGAACAACUGUAAUACCUGUGUGUGUGAGCAGGGACAGUUUAACUGCACUCAGGAGCGCUGUGAAGAGGUGAACCGGUGUCCAGGCUCUUUGGUCUACUCUCCACGCUCCUGCCUCCUCACCUGCUCCAGCCUGGACCCUCCAGGCCAACAGCAGGGGUCCAGUGUUUCACAGUCCAGCUGCAGAGAGCCGCUGUCUGGCUGCGUCUGUCCCAAGGGAACUGUGCUUCAAGGUGAUAACUGUGUUCUGCCAGAGGACUGCCCAUGUCACCAUAAUGGUCAUCUUUACUACACCAAUGACACCAUCACUAAGGAUUGCAACACAUGUGUGUGCAACGAGCGCCGCUGGCACUGCAGCCAGUCCGCCUGUGCUGGCGUGUGUUUGGCAACUGGUGACCCACACUAUAUGACAUUCGACGGGCGCUGCUUUUCUUUCCUGGGAGAUUGCCAGUACGUGCUUGCGCGCGAGACCAGCGGUUUGUUCAGUGUCACGGCAGAGAACGUGCCCUGUGGGAGCACCGGGGUCACCUGCACAAAGUCAGUCACCCUCAGCCUGGGAAAUACGGUCAUACAUCUGUUGAGGGGUAAAGCUGUUACAGUAAACGGGAUGCCAGUUGAUCUACCAAAGUCUUACAGUGGCAGUGGUCUGACAUUGGAAAGAGUCGGACUGUUUGUCGCCCUGUCCUCCCGACUGGGGGUCACUCUUCUGUGGGACGGAGGCAUGCGUGUGUAUGUGCGUCUGGCGGCCAACCUGCGCGGCAGGGUCGGAGGCCUGUGCGGUAACUUUGAUGGAGACACAGAGAAUGAUUUCACCACACGGCAGGGCAUCGUGGAGUCUACACCCGAGCUGUUUGGUAACUCCUGGAAGGUCAGCCCCUCUUGCCCUGACGUGGCAAACCAGGACCUUCGGGACCCUUGUGCUCUGAACCCUCACAGGGUGACCUGGGCCAGGAAAAGGUGUGCAGUUCUGACUCAGGCGCUCUUCUCUCAGUGCCACCCCGAGGUGCCCUUCCAGCAGUAUUAUGACUGGUGUGUCUUUGAUGCUUGUGGCUGUGACUCCGGCGGGGACUGUGAGUGUCUCUGUACAGCCAUUGCUGCCUAUGCUGAAGAGUGCAACCGACGAGGGGUCUACAUCCGCUGGAGGUCUCAAGAGCUCUGUCCUCUGCAGUGUGACAAUGGUCUGGUGUAUGAUCCUUGCGGUCCAGCUUGCUCCCCUUUGUGCCCAAGUGUUCAGAAAAGUCCACACUCCCAGUGCGGUGCUCUCUCCUGCGUGGAGGGCUGCUUCUGUCCCGUUGGCACUGUCCAACAUGGUGACAGUUGUGUAGUUCCUAGUGAGUGUCCGUGUGAGUGGGACGGCUCAAUGUUUCCUGCCGAUUCAGUCAUUACUCAACACUGCCAGAACUGCUCCUGUGAGGAUGGUUUGUGGCAGUGUCAGGGUGUGGCCUGCCCCCCUCCCUCCCCUCCCUGUCUGGACUCAGAGUUCACCUGCGCUGGGGGGCGCUGUAUCCCCUCUAUGUGGAUGUGUGACAAUGAAGAUGACUGUGGUGAUGGAUCAGAUGAAGUCUGCCCAUCCACGUGCUCUCCAGAUCAAUUCCGCUGCACCAGCACGCCGAGUGGACCAUGUUUGAACCUGGUUCUGCGUUGUGAUGGCCACCCAGACUGUGCCGACCAAUCAGAUGAGGAGUUCUGUGGACCUGUCACCCCUGUGCCCCUUUGCCCACUGGGGGAGUUUCAGUGCGCCAGUGGAAGGUGCCUGCCAGCCAGCCUUGUGUGUGAUGGACGGCUGGACUGUGGUUUCGCUGAUGGGUCUGAUGAACAAGACUGUGGCGUGGUGUGUGAUGAAGGAGAAUUCCUGUGUGCUGGAGGACGUUGUAUCCUCUACCUCCACCGCUGUGACGGACAUGAUGACUGUGGGGACCUCAGUGAUGAGAGAGGGUGUCUGUGCUCAAAAGGGGAGUUCCAGUGCCCUGGUGGUCAGUGUAUCCCUGCAGAGAAAGUGUGCGACGGACGCAGAGAUUGCACCGCUGGAACUGAUGAGGCUGUAUGUCCAAGUAAAGUUACCUGUGCUCCUGACCAGCUGGCCUGCAAUGACGGCACAUGUGUUUCCAACACUAAGCUGUGUGAUGGAACAAGAGACUGUCAAGGUGGAGAGGACGAAAACACAACCAACUGCUACAGCGUCAUCAUAACAACAUCAUCCCCAGCUUCUGUUUCUCCAGUUUGUAGGUCCUAUGAGUUCAGCUGUGCCACUGGAGGGCAGUGUGUGCCUCAGGCCUGGCGUUGUGACGGGGAAACAGAUUGUAUGGAUGGUAGUGAUGAGCAGCAGUGCAGCGCCCCCUGUGGCCCCAGCCAGGUGCCCUGCCAAAGUGGGGACCAGUGUGUCGACUACCAGCAGCUCUGUGAUGGGAUUCCACAGUGCAGGGAUGCUUCUGAUGAGAGUAUUGACAACUGUGGCUCCAUUCGGAUACCUCCAUGUCCAGGCAGCUUUUCAUGCGACAACCGCACUUGUGUGAACAUGACACAAGUGUGCAACGGUGUACCAGACUGUCCGCGAGGCGACGAUGAGUUGGUGUGUGAUAAAACUGUCUCACCAGCGCCCCCUGGCGGAAGGAACAACACUGUCGCCUGCCCUGAAUUUACCUGUAUGGAUGGAUCUUGUGUCCCCUUCAACAUGGUGUGUAACGGUGUGGCAGACUGUCCAGACUCCUCAUUAAAUCAAAUAGGAGUCCCCACUGACGAGCAGGGCUGCAGGAGCUGGAGCCCCUGGGGUCCAUGGAGCCACUGCAGCACCUCCUGUGGGACAGGCUCCAUGAGCCGCCAACGAACCUGCCCCACUGGUGACCCACUGCGCCAUUGUCAUGGACAGGACCAGCAGAGGCAGCAGUGCUUCAACACCACCUGCCCUGUUGACGGGCAGUGGAUGCCGUGGGCUGUCUGGUCGAACUGUUCGAGUAGUUGUGGUGGAGUGCAGGUCAGACACAGAGGCUGCGUCCCUCCUCGCAACAGAGGCCGAGAUUGUUCCCAGCUCCCUGGAUCAUCCAACCUGGCUAUGGAAAUCAAGCCUUGUCCUGAUGAUGGAUGUGACAACACUAGCUGUCCUUCAGGGCUGGUGAGAUACAGCUGUGCUCCCUGCCCUGUUUCCUGUGCUCACAUCAGCAGCGGGACAACCUGUGAUUCCACAGCACCCUGCUCCUCAGGUUGUUGGUGUGCUGAGGGACAGGUGAUGAACCACAUGCAAAAGUGUGUGUUACCAGAAGAGUGUGUGUGUGAGGUGGCAGGUGUGCGGUACUGGCCGGGUCAGCAGAUGAAGGUGGACUGUGAGAUCUGUGUUUGUGAGAGAGGGAGGCCUCACAGAUGCCAGCCUAACCCAGAGUGUUCAGUGCACUGUGGCUGGUCGUCAUGGACUGAGUGGGGGGAGUGUUUGGGGCCAUGUGGUGUUCAGAGUGUGCAGUGGUCGUUCCGCAGCCCAAACAACCCCAUCAAGCACGGUGAUGGGAGAGCCUGCAGAGGAAUUUACAGGAAAGCCCGUCGGUGCCAGACUGACCCCUGUGAUGAGUGCGAGUACCAGGGUCAGUCCCACACUGUGGGAGACAGAUGGAGGUCGGACCACUGCCUUUUAUGUCACUGUCGGCCAAACCUCACAGUACACUGUUUCCCCUUCUGUCCAUACGCUGUCAGUGGAUGCCCUCAGGGUCAAAGCCUGGUGCCUGGAGAGGGAGACAGGUGUUGUUACUGCCAAGGAGAAAAUGACACCAUUCUUGUGACAAUCAGCCCUGACACUGUGACAUCAUCGCCAGCAGAGGGCAGUAAACCUCUGGUCCCGACAUAUCCACUACCUCCUGGAGAUGAGUGUUGGUCUCCUCUGGGUGUUCAGUCUCUCCCAGCUUCCAGUUUCAGUUCCUCCUCACAGCAGACCGGUCACCCUCCUGAGGCAGGACGCCUACACAGUUGGGAGCCACAUAGUGACCUCCAGGGCUGGAGUCCAGAACCUGAGGAGUAUAAGGACCUACCACAGCGGAGCCCUGAGGGACACGCAAGCAAAUCACAGAGCCCCUACCUGCAGAUAGACCUUCUCCAGCCAUACAACAUUACUGGUGUGCUUACCCAGGGUGGAGGGGUGUUUGGCACCUUUGUCUCUAGUUUCUAUCUCCAGUUUAGCAGCAAUGGCAGACAGUGGUACACUUACAAAGAGCUGGUGACUGAUGCCCGGCCAAGAGCCAAGGUUUUCAACGGUAACCAUGAUGAUCGAGGGGUGGCAGAGAUCCGACUGGAUAGGAUGGUCACAGCUCAGUUUGUCCGCCUGCUGCCACAUGACUUCCAGAACGGCAUUUACCUUCGACUUGAGAUCAUGGGCUGUGGGGAUGGUGACCAAUGGUUGGCAACCACAACCGCUCCCUCCCCAGUCACUCCAGUAGGGGGCUGCAGAGAGAAGGAGUUCCACUGUAAAAAUGGUCGCUGUGUGCCAGCAGGUCUGCAGGGAGUUGUCUGUGAUGGCGUCAAUGACUGUGGGGAUGGAUCAGAUGAGAUGCACUGUGGUACGCAGCCAUCCCCUACGUCCGUCAGUCCUCGCAGCUGCCCUGCUGGUCAAUUCUCCUGCCCUCCACCAGGGGGCUGCAUUGAGAAAGGACAUCGCUGUGAUGGGAUCCCUCACUGUCCCAAAGGAGAGGAUGAAGCAGGCUGCCAUCACCACGACAACGCUACUACUCAGUCAGACAGACCAUACACAUCCACCCCUGCACCUCUCAGGACUCCAUCCAUGGCUGCUGUCACGCAUCCCGCAGUGAAACCGACGGAUGGUGGCCCAGGAUAUCGCGGAAUCUGCUCCUCUCCUCUCGGACUGGAGGAUGGCAGAAUAAGAUAUGGUCAGCUGACCUCAUCCUCGUACCGUGAGAACAACCCCGCUGAUGCUGGACGGCUAAACAUCGUCCCUAAUGUUCAAGUCAUGGAGCCAGGAUGGAGCCCCUUGCCCACAGAUCCUCAGCCAUACUUUCAGGUGGACUUCCUGGAGCCCACAUGGGUGUCAGGGCUGGUCACACAAGGCAGUGCACGUAUGUGGGGUUACAUCUCGAAAUACCGCCUGGCCUUCGCCCUGCACAGUAGCCUCUUCACAGACUACACUGAGGAUGGAAAGCCUGGUGGUCAAGCUCAGGUGUUUGAGGUGCGGAUGGUGGGCAGGACCCCUGUGACUCGCUGGCUUGGUCGGCUGGUCAGAGCUCGAUACCUGCGCAUCAUUCCUGUUGAGUUCAGACACACGUUCUACCUGCGUGCUGAGAUCCUCGGCUGCAGAGGAGAUGAGCUGGUGACACCCAGCACUGCGACUAAGUCUCCCUCUGGUGGUGACAAUGUAACAGUGCAGCGCUGUAAACCCGGUCAGUUUGCAUGUCAGCACAGUGAGGACUGUGUAUCUGUCUCUGUGCUGUGUGACGGUCGACCGGACUGCAAGGACCACUCUGACGAGAUCAACUGUGGUACGGCUCCAACUAGAGGCCCUCCAGGGCUACAUACCACCAGGUCCCCAGGUGGCCACCCUGGUGUCGCUAGUGAGGGUGUCACAGGUGAACCUGGACUUCAGAAGACUUCGACCUCAAAUCAAGGCCUUUGGACUACCACCCCAUCGAUCUACCCAGGUGUCACCACAGGCCAACCAGGGCUGCAUCUCACCACAAGCCCUACUUCUGGAAAACCUGGGUUGCAACCCACAAAAGCCCCAUGGAUUGCGACAACUUCCCAUGAUGGUGGACUACCCAGGGUGCUUUGUGUGGAGGGCCAAUAUGCAUGCCGGUCAUUUGGCUGUGUGGACUCAGCGCAGGUGUGUGAUGGCAGACAGGACUGUUUGGACGGGUCAGAUGAGGAACGCUGCGGCACCACAGCCAGGCCAGCUGUGACUCCAAAGGGCCCACCGCUGCCCAGUCCCUGCUCUGCAAAGCAGUUCUCUUGUGUCAGUGGGGAGUGUGUUCACCUGGACCGCAGAUGUGAUCUGCAGAAGGACUGUGUUGAUGGAUCGGAUGAAAAAGACUGUGUGGACUGCAUCAUGUCCCCCUGGACAGCCUGGAGUGCAUGCAGUGUAACCUGUGGUAUGGGCUCCUUGUUCCGACAGAGGGACAUAAUGAGAGAAGCUCUACCAGGUGGAGCCUGUGGUGGAGCUCAGUUCGACAGUCGAGCCUGUUUCCCUCGAGCUUGUCCAGUUAACGGCCACUGGUCAGAGUGGACGGAGUGGUCCGAGUGUGAUGCUCAGUGUGGAGGUGGUGUCAGGCAGAGGAACAGAACCUGCUCUGCUCCUCCUCCCAAGAAUGGAGGAAAGGAGUGUGAGGGCAUGACCCUGCAGAGCCAGAGCUGCAACAGCCAGCCCUGCACCAAAGACACAGGCACACAGACAGGCUGUGUAAACAACAUGGUUCUAGUGACUGAAUCAGACUGCCGGGCUGGGAGGGUUGAGCCCUGUCCUCCUACCUGCUCACAUCUCAGCUCCACCAGCAACUGCACUGAGGUGUGCAUACUAGGGUGUCGCUGUCCUGAUGGUCUGUAUCUUCAAGGUGGGCGAUGUGUGAAUGCUAGUCAAUGUGUUUGUGUCUGGAACGGUCAAACACUACAGCCAGGACAAAUCAUCAUCAAGUACCAUUGUACCACAUGUGUGUGCCAAGAUGGACAAGUUACCUGUGACAACUCCAAAUGUGUUGCGACCUGUAAUUGGUCAGCCUGGUCGUCAUGGUCACCAUGUGAUGUAACUUGUGGUCUGGGGCUACAGCAACGCUACAGGUGAGUCUUGAACCCAGCUGGAGCAGUCAGAGGUCAGAUGUGUCCAGGAGACUCCUCUGAGGCCCGUCGCUGCUCCAGCUCCUGUCGUCCAUUGUUACCAGAUGGCGUCUGGAGUAAAUGGACCAGCUGGUCAGAGUGUAGCAAGACAUGUUUCAACCACGUCGAUGAUGUUGGAAUCAGGCGACGAUUUCGCAGCUGCAACCACACCCUGACGGCCUUUAACCACACCCAUACAGACUCUGCCUGUGGUGGAGACAGCGAGGAGCAGGAGCCUUGUAACACACUGCACUGUCCAGUGCAUGGCGGCUGGUCCGAAUGGUCACCAUGGUCUCAGUGUUCAUCAGAGUGUGACUCUGGCGUCCAAACAAGAGAGCGGUUCUGCAAUUCACCCCCAUCACAGUAUGGAGGCAACAGCUGCUCUGGGCCUCAUAUACAGACUGGAGACUGCAACUCCCACCCCUGCUCAGGUGUGUGUCCAGAGGGCAUGGUGUACAUGACAGCAGCAGAGUGUGAGGCUCAUGGCGGUGCAUGUCCUCGGGUGUGUUUGGACAUGACCUCCACAGAGGUGCAGUGUGCCACCUCCUGUUAUGAUGGCUGCUACUGUGCCCUGGGCUUUUACCUGCUCAACAGCAGCUGUGUGCCCUUGGCGCAGUGUCCGUGUUACCACCAGGGGGAGCUGUAUCCUGCUAGUGCCUCAAUGCCUGUUGAUGCCUGCAAUAACUGUACCUGCAUUAAUGGAGAAAUGGAGUGUGGGACCGCUCCCUGCUCUGUUGACUGCGGCUGGAGCAGUUGGACGCAGUGGAGCGCUUGCAGUCGAACGUGUGAUGUUGGGGUGAGAAGGCGGUAUCGUUCGGGAACCAAUCCUCGUCCAGCUUUUGGUGGUCAGCCCUGCAAAGGAGACAGAGUUGGGAUUGAUACCUGCAGCAUUGAACCCUGUUUCGGUGUGAAGGAGCCAUGGAGCGCAUGGUCAGAGUGCUCAGUGACAUGUGGAGGAGGUUACAGGACCCGAACCCGUGGGCCCAUCAGAGUCCAUGGAACUGCUCAGCAGUUCAGUGCCUGCAACCUGCAGCCUUGUGGCGAUGGUAAAGCGUGUCCUACUGGCCAGGAGUGGAAGCAGUGUGUGAGGGGGGCAGUGUCAUGCACAGACCUCACAAUGGACAUCAGCAGGAACUGCACACCUGGCUGCCAGUGUCCACAAGGGACAGUCCAACAGGAUGGUGUGUGUGUGCGGGAGCCUGACUGUCGCUGUGAUGUGGGUGGAGAGCAGUACAAACCAGGAGAUACUGUCCCCACAGACUGCAACAACUGUACAUGUGAAGCAGGGAGGCUGCUCAACUGCUCUCAAGUCAGCUGCAAUGUUGAUGGCCAUUGGUCAACGUGGACUCCGUGGGGUCAGUGUUCGGUGUCGUGUGGAGCAGGUCUCCAGUCCCGGUAUCGGUUCUGUUCCAGCCCCCAGCGCUCAGGCAGCGGCCUGCCGUGUGUGGGUGCACACAGAGAGGAUCAAGUCUGCGUCAACACUCCAUGUGACCGGGAUGGCGGCUGGAGUCAGUGGAGUAACUGGACGGACUGCACCAAGUCAUGUGGCGGGGGGGUUAAAAGCAGGAGGAGAGAGUGUGACAGUCCCAGUCCAGAAGGGGAGGGGAACUACUGCGAGGGGCUGGGAACUGAGGUUAUAGCCUGUAACACUGCCCACUGUCCAGUGGCUCCAUGCUCGCAGGUCCCAGGCACAGUGUUCAGUAGCUGUGGUCCCUCCUGCCCUCGCUCCUGUGACGACCUGGCUCACUGUGAGUGGCAAUGUGAGCCAGGGUGCUACUGUACAGAGGGAAAGGUCCUGUCUGCUAACGGGACAGUCUGUGUGGAGAGAGAAGACUGUGCCUGCCUGGACCUUAGUACUGGACACAUACUUGAACCAGGGGAGACCAUGGUAGCCCCUGAUGGAUGUAACAACUGCACCUGUGAGGGAGGGAGGCUCAACUGCUCAAGAAACCCCUGUCCAGUGUCUGGUGGCUGGUGUGAGUGGUCAGAGUGGACUCCAUGCUCCAGGACCUGUGGGGCAGAGUCAGUUUCUCGUUACAGGAGCUGUGGCUGUCCGGAGCCCAAGGCUGGAGGAGCGGCCUGCUCUGGAGAACAGGAGAUACACAACGGGGUGGGAGUUCAAAUCCAGAGACAGCCCUGCCCUGUCAUUACCUUCUGUCCAGUGCACGGUUCGUGGAGCCCCUGGUCAGUGUGGUCAGAGUGUGAUGGCUGUGCCGGAGCGUCCACUCGCACCAGGCAGUGUAACAGUCCUCCUGCCAGGUUUGGUGGUCUGCCCUGUCUUGGGGAGGGCAGGCAGAGGCAGGGUUGCCAUGACAACAUGACUGUCUGCGCAGACUGCGGCGGCGGUCAGGAGGAAUGGCCUUGUGGGAAGUCCUGUCCUCGCUCUUGUUCGGAUCUCCAUGGUGACACAGAGUGCUUGGACUCCCCCGGGUGCCAAAAGACCUGCGGUUGUCCGGGUGACAUGGUUCUGCAGGAUGGAGUGUGUGUGACCAGGGAGGAGUGUCGCUGCAAAUACCACAAUACCUCUUCUACUGAAAUGACAUUCAAUGGGCUUGAUUCCACUAAUGCAUCAUGGGUAUGGCCGGGUGGAUCUGAUUGGCAGUUUGCAUAUCCUGGAGACAGCAUCAUCAGUGAUUGCAAAAACUGUUCAUGCGAGGCUGGUGUUCUGCAGUGUCACUCUGUCCCUGGUUGCCAUGUUGAUGGUGGCUGGAGCCAAUGGGGGGCCUGGACUGAUUGCUCACUUCUUUGUGGAGGAGGAAUAAAGUUCAGAAGACGCCACUGUAAUAACCCGACUCCUCAGAGCGGUGGGAGAGGCUGUUUGGGAGUCGCGGAACAGCAGAAAGACUGCAACAUCCACCUUUGCACAGAAUCCAAGGGUCCAUGGCUCCCCUGGUCCAAGUGGUCUGUGUGUUCGGUCAGCUGUGGAGGAGGACAGCAGUCCCGCUCUCGUGUCUGCAACUCUCAACCCUGCAGCGGCCUUAGCCGCCAGAGUAAGACCUGCAACACCCAGGUCUGCCUCGAAGUGGGCUGCCCUCCUGGCAGGUUGUACAGGGAGUGUGAACGAGGUGAAGGCUGUCCUUUCAGCUGCGCUCAGGUCAGCGGCAGGGAGGGAUGCUACUCUGAUGGCUGUGAGGAAGGCUGUCACUGCCCCCAAAACACCUAUCAACAUCAAGGAGCAUGUAUGCAGGAGUGUCCAUGUCUGGUAGACAAAGAGUUUCUGGCCUCUCUGCAAAGUGUUUCCAUCUCACCUAUCUCAUCUCUGCUCCUCCAUAACAUCUCUGAGGGAGUGGAACUUCAGCCUGGAGACACUGUGGUCCAUGACUGUAGCACCUGCGGCUGUGAGCAUGGCAGGUGGAACUGUUCCUUGGAGUAUUGCCCGGUUGAUGGAGGUUUGUCACCCUGGGGCUCCUGGAGUUCCUGCUCCCUGUCCUGUGGAGGUUUAGGACUGAAGACUCGCUCCAGGGGCUGCACACAGCCUGCACCUGCCCACGGAGGGAGAGACUGCCAGGGGGCACGGCAGGAAACCACCUACUGCCAGGCACCAGACUGCCCAGUUAUUGUUGGUCCUACAGAUGAACCAAUUGUACCAGAUGAAGAUGCUGGUUUCUCUCCCUGGUCAUUAUGGAGUCCCUGCACUAAGACAUGCACUGAUGCUCUGAGCCCAGCCAUGAAGUCCCGCCAUCGACAGUGUGAGAAACCUCCCUGCUCUGGAAGCUCUCACCAACAGAAGGCCUGUAACCUUCCCCAGUGUCCAGGUACAACCUCUCAUGGAUCUGAAGUGUGUGUCGGGGCCGACUGUGCACAGAAAAACUGUUCCUGGACAGAAUGGGCCGAUUGGAACUCCUGUUCGCGGUCUUGUGGAGUGGGUCAGCAGCAGAGGAUCCGGACCUUCCUCCGCCCGGGGACCAACGGCUCCUGGUGCGAAGACAUCCUGGGAGGAAACCAGGAGCAUCGCUUCUGUAACAUCAAGCCCUGCAGAGUGGAUGGAGGUUGGUCUCGUUGGAGUCCGUGGUCCCGCUGUGAUAAGCGCUGUGGUGGCGGGCGCUCCAUACGCACCCGCACCUGCUCCAGCCCUCCACCCAAGAACGGUGGCAAGAAGUGCAAAGGAGAGAAGAACCAGGUCAAACCCUGUAACACCAAACCCUGUGACGAGAAAGGCUGCCCGCCAGGCCAGGAGUUCGUCUUGUGUGCCAACCAAUGCCCACAGCGCUGCUCAGACCUCCAGCAGGGAAUCGAGUGCCAAGGAAACACCGAAUGUCAGCCCGGCUGUCGCUGCCCUGAAGGCCAACUGCAACAGGACGGAGUGUGUGUGCAGCUAUGGCAGUGUGACUGUGUGGACUCGCUGGGACAGAUUUGGGCGGCUGGCAGUUGGCACCAGGUGGACUGUAACAACUGCAGCUGCUCUGACGGACAGCUCCUCUGCACCAAUCACAGCUGCCACUCCGCUUGUGUUUGGAGCUCCUGGUCCAGCUGGGCGUCCUGCAGUGUUUCCUGUGGGCAGGGCCAAAGAACCAGAUACAGGUCACAGAUCCCAGAGAGUGAAGGGACAGAUUGCCAGUUUGAGGAAGUCCAGCAUAAAUCCUGCGACCCGGGACUUUGCCCACCUCUCUGUCUCCAUGACAACCGGGAGCUCCAUGUGGGAGACACCUGGCUGCAGGGCGAGUGUAAACAAUGCACAUGCACUCCAGAGGGAGAUUACUGCCAAGACAUUGACUGCAGAGUGGCUGGUGGUUGGACCCCAUGGUCAGUAUGGUCGGACUGCUCAGUGACAUGUGGUCGGGGCACACAGGUGCGAACCCACGCCUGUAUCAAUCCUCCUCCACGCAACAACGGCUCUCAGUGCAGCGGGCCAGAGAGAGAAACACAGGACUGUCACACUCCUCUCUGUCUAGAUGACCUAUGCCCCUGGUCGCCAUGGUCACCGUGUUCCCGGAGCUGCGGCGCGGGUUCUGUGUCCCGGCGCAGGGUGUGUGUGUGUGAGGAAGGAGGGGAUGCAGCGUGCCCCUCUGAGAUCGAGGCCGAGAGGAACAGAGAGGAGACCCAGCUGUGUUACAAACAGCCCUGUCCAGGCUGUCCCAUGUCUCAGUGGAGUGUUUGGUCCAAGUGUUCCUGUGAGUCUCAGAAGCAGCAGCGCUACCGUGUAGCUCUCUCCCCAGCCACCAGGGGGCAACAGUGCACUCCUGUAGAAACACAAAGCAGGACAUGCAGUCUGAGUCAAUGUGAUAGUUGUGAAGCCCCGUUUGUGUUCUCAGCAUGUGGUGCACCCUGUGAGAAGCAGUGUGCGCUGCAGGGCCAUCGAGAUCAAUGUUUAGGUGUCAAGGAGUGCACACCUGGCUGCUACUGCCCCCAGGGUCUGUUGCAGCAAAAUGGAACGUGUGUUCCCCCCGAGCAGUGUGGCUGUGUCCACCUUCAGGACCAGGCGUCAGGGCAACCACCCACACCUGUGACCAUCCCCCAGGGUGGCACUGUCACCAUCGGCUGCAGUACUUGCCUUUGCCAUGAUGGAACUUUGCAAUGCGACAUGAGAGAGUGUGAAGUCAUCCUCAGCGAGUGGUCACAGUGGACUCCUUGUUCUCCCUGUGCACCCUCUUCCUCCAUGCUGCAAAGCAAAUUUCAAGCCGAACUCAUCAGCAGCGCUAAAAUGCUCUCAAUACAGAGGCGUUUCCGGGCUUGUUUGGACCUGGACUCUGGUUUCCCAGUCCCAAAAGAGGAGGAGGAGAGCCAAUGUCCGGGACCACUUGUAGAGGAGAGGCUCUGUCCAGAUGCAAGCAUCUGCAGAGAUCUGUGUCAGUGGAGUGCGUGGAGCGCCUGGACAGCCUGCGCUGAGCCGUGCAGCGGUGGAGUCCGACAGCGCUUCAGAUGGCCCCUGGCCUCUGCUCCGGGACCGAAUUGCAAGAGCCAACAGACCCAGAGUCAGAGCUGUAACACGGGACUCUGCCCAGGCGAGCGCUGUGAGGACAGGGGGCGGACCUACCAAGAGAAUUGUGCCAAUCAAUGUCCCCGCAGCUGCACUGACUUAUGGGAGCAUGUGCAGUGCCUCCAGGGAGCCUGUCACCCAGGUUGUCGGUGUCAUGAAGGACAGUUGUUGCAGGACGGCCACUGUGUGUCAGUUGCAGAGUGUCGCUGUGGAAUCCCAUCAGGCAAUGGGACAUUAGAGUUUAACCCCAAAGAGGAACUUUCUGUGGACUGCAACACCUGUGUGUGUGAGAAUGGCACUCUGGUGUGCACCAAACUCCCUUGCCCGGUUUAUGAGCCUUGGAGUCCGUGGAGCUCCUGCUCAGCCUCCUGUGGACGUGGACAGAGGACGAGGACGCGCCUCUGCCAGGACACAGAGGGGGGUCCUUCCUGUGCUGACGCCAUGCAGACAGAGAGCUGUGAAGUGAUGCCAACGUGUCCAGUGGGAUGUCUUCUUAGCGAGUGGUCUCCCUGGAGUGAAUGCAGCGCCACAUGUGGAGGUGGGGCAUCAAUGCGGAACAAGACAGUCCUCAGAGAGUCAGAGCCUGGCGGGACGGCUUGUGUUGGACCACUUGAACAACACACUGUCUGCAAUACCAACAGCUGCCUGCCUGACUGUCCCAGGGGACAGGUGUAUAGUAACUGUUCAGGUUCCUGCCCAUAUACCUGUGAGGACCUGUGGCCCCACACCCAGUGUUUACCUGGACCCUGCACCCCUGGGUGCGAUUGCCCUCCAGGACAGGUGUUGCAUGGCGGCUCCUGUGUCUCCCAUGACGACUGUCCUUGCUCACCCCUGUCCCUGCCAGCUGGUUACCGAAGCUGGAACAUCAGUGAGGACGAGGACACAGAAGCUCUGCUGCCACCUGGGACUGCCGUUCACCACCUCUGCAACACAUGUGUGUGCCGGCGUGGAGCGUUCCACUGUACCUCCGAGCUCUGUGAUGUGGACUGCGAGUGGUCCAGCUGGUCUCUGUGGAGUCCGUGCUCGGCAAGCUGUGGUACGGGGCGACAGCGCUCCACCAGAAUCAUCCUGCAGCCCAGUCAGUAUGAGGGGGCCGAAUGUGAGGGCCCAGACCACCGCACAACCACCUGCACGGCCCCCGACUGUGCGUGUCCUGCUGGCGAGCAGUGGAGGAGGAGUGUGUCCCCGCUGUGCGAGAGGAGCUGCGAGGACAUUUACUCCUCUCCUGUCAACUGCACCCACUCCAUCGAAGGCUGCGUGUGUCAGGAGGGGCUUUACCGAAACGCGGAGGGAGUGUGUGUCAUUCCAGCUCUCUGCCCCUGCCAUGACCAGGGCAUCAUGCGAGAGGCAGGAGCGGAGUGGGAUGAAGGCUGUCUGUCAUGCCGCUGCGUGAACGGGAGAAAACUGUGCCAGUUAAGAUGUCCUCCACUUCACUGUGAUGAGGGGGAGGUCAAGGUGGAGGAGCCCGGCAGCUGCUGUCCGAUCUGUCGAAAGCAGUUUCCUGGCGAGCCUGUGCCAGAGUGUCGUCGCUACCUGCAGGUCAGGAACAUCACCAAGGGAGACUGUCGGCUUGACAACGUGGAGGUCAGCUUCUGCAGGGGACGCUGUCUGUCCAGGACUGAUGUAAUCCUGGAGGAGCCCUACCUCCAGUCAGUGUGUGAGUGCUGCAGUUACCGUUUGGACCCCGACAACCCGGUCCGUUUCCUCAGCCUGCGGUGUGAGAGCGGGGAGAGCGAGCCAGUUGUCCUGCCUGUCAUACACAGCUGCGAGUGCACCAGCUGCCAAGGAGGUGACCUGUCCAGACGCUGAGCGAGUAUGUUGAGUGGGUCGGUGAGCUGAGCGUGUGUGUGUGAGUGUGAAUCUGAACGUGUGUGGCACAAGAGAGAGAGAGAGAGAGUGAGAGCAGGGCGAACACUGAUCCGAGGAAGAGCUCAGCACUGAAAGCCCAGCUGGGUGACGGAUGGGGAGCUUUGGGACGGACGGACCAAAGAAUGGACGGAUGAGUAGAGUCCUGUUGAUGUACACAUCUUUAGUCUUUAGUCAUCAUAUGACUGGAUACUUCUGCGAAUAGUAAUGUUCUAAAAUGUUGUUUGUUCUUCAGCCUGUACAGCGUUUUUUCUUGUGUAUAUUUAUAGUAAUAUUAAAGGACCUAUAAUACAAUCUAAGUAAUAUCUAUAUGGAUCAGGAAUGUUUACUUAGUAUGUUUAAAGAAAAUGUUUGUACCAGCAGCUGUUUUGAGGAAGUGUUAAAGUUUAAAUAAAAAGACUCCACAUACAGAGA
This is a messenger RNA of Labrus mixtus (cuckoo wrasse), 17646 nucleotides long. It is a transcript of the gene sspo, whose product is annotated as SCO-spondin. The record is from RefSeq and is a predicted model, not a curated record. The transcript is spliced from 116 exons. Gene Ontology annotation, molecular function: protein binding. Lineage: Eukaryota; Metazoa; Chordata; Actinopteri; Labriformes; Labridae. Gene Ontology annotation, cellular component: extracellular matrix.